Molecule: messenger RNA, 1249 nt
Organism: Scatophagus argus
Lineage: Eukaryota; Metazoa; Chordata; Actinopteri; Scatophagidae
Gene: pla2g12b
Product: phospholipase A2, group XIIB
Exons: 4
Coding region: 112-1062 (316 amino acids)
Biological process (GO): triglyceride homeostasis; phospholipid metabolic process; arachidonate secretion
Cellular component (GO): extracellular region
Molecular function (GO): calcium ion binding; A2-type glycerophospholipase activity
Source: RefSeq, a predicted model, not a curated record
GAGCUAGUAGGAGAGUGUUUUUGUCCGUCACUCUACGCUCUUCUCACCCUAUUUACACCACCUCACCUUGUGGAGUGCGUCCUCUGCUUGGAUUGUCACCAGUUCAACACCAUGCUGCUUCGGACUGUUGUUAUGCUCCUCCUCUGUGUGUCUGUGGGCAUGUGUGCCACUUUAGGCCACUACCAGACUCAGUCAAAGGAGGAGGAGGCCCCUGAGGUUACUGAUGUAGCUGAAGAAAGUGUCGCUCCUCCAGAUGCUCGAGUAGGAGAUUCACCUGCGGCCGAGGAACCUGCAGCUAAUUCCCUUUUUGGUGACAAUCUUCUAGCUAAAACACUUGCAGUGGAUGACUCAGCAGCUGAUGAACCUAGAGUGGAUGUCCCUGUAACGGAGGGUGCAACAACUGAAGAGCCAGGGGUAGACAGUAAUGGGCCGCCCGGAGACACCCCUGCUAUGGAAGCUCUUACUAAUGAAGCUAUCACACACGAGCAACCUUCUUCUUCUUUUGAGGAGAAAGACAUCAGACCAGUCCAGAAAAACAAGUCCCUGAACAGACCCUUGGCUCAUGAAGAUAACAGUUGGAGCCUCAGCUCAAUAAGAAAUCAGUUUCAGACCGUGCAUGGAUACUUUGACUCCCUGGUGGAGCUGGUGGGAGGACAUGAUGGUGUGUGUCAGUACCGCUGCAGAUAUGGAGAAUCUCCUCAACCUCGCCCCGGCUACCAGCUCUCAGAGCCCAACGGCUGCAGCUCCUCUCUGGUGGGAUUCCAGGUGAAUGCUGCUCUUGACCUGGGGAUCCCUGCUAUGACAAAGUGUUGUAACCAACUUGACACAUGCUAUGAAACCUGUGGGUCAAACAAGCAUGACUGCGACUCCAAGUUUCGCUUGUGUCUGCAUGGCAUCUGCUCAGACCUGAAUAAGAGUCUGGGCUUUGUGACAAAGGUACAAGCUUGUGAAUCAAUAGCAGACACCCUCUACAACACAGUGUGGACUCUUGGUUGUAGACCUUACAUGAACAGCCAGAGGGCAGCAUGUUUCUGCGAGGGAGAGGAGAGGGAUGAACUGUGACACAGAACGCUGUGGACUCCUGAAUGCCUUCACAGACAAACAACAGAGUCAUGGGUAUUUCUACAGACUACAGGCUUUUUGACUCAAGAGGAGACACCGCACAAGAGCCUUCUUACAAUUCGGAGCUUGGGAGUUAAAAAAAAAAAAAAAAACAUAAAUGAGGAAUGCAAAUGAAAAAUUUCUCAGG